AAGUAGCUCUAUUACCUGGCUAUUAAACUAAAAUGGCAACAAAACAAAGUCUACUUCGCCUGUCAACCAGAGUGCAAGGACUAAGAAGAUUGUCUAGUUCGCCUACUCCCGGUGUACAAACAUUGUCUUAUUCGGAAUCAGACGAUAUUAUAUACGGACCAGACCACUGGCAGCUCAGAAACUCUCUUAGAAAAAUUAUAGACAAAGAUAUUAAUCCUAAAGUUGAUGAGUGGGAGGCCCAGAGAAAGUUUCCAGCCCAUAAAGUAUUUAAACUCCUUGGCAACAAUGGUUUUCUGGGUGUCUCGAGGCCUAAAGAGUAUGGUGGGCUGGAGCUUGACUACUCUUACAGUACAGCGUUGGCUGAAGAACUAGGCAAUAUCAACUGUGGAGGCAUCCCCAUGGCUAUAGGAGUUCAAACAGACAUGUCAACACCAGCACUGGCCAGAUUUGGAAGUGAGUUUUUAAAAAAGGAAUUUUUAGCCCCUACAAUUGCUGGUGAUUUGGUAGCCUGUUUGGGAGUUAGUGAAGUCAGUUCUGGAUCAGAUGUUGCAAGCAUACAAACUAGGGCAUCAAGAAAAGGAGAUGACCUCAUUAUCAAUGGGGGUAAAAUGUGGACAACCAAUGGUACGCAGGCAGAUUGGAUGUGUUGUCUAGCCAACACAAGUGAAGGGAAAGUUCAUGCCAACAAGUCAUUGAUUGUUAUUCCAAUGAAAACACCAGGUGUCACAGUUGCCAAAGAGAUACAGAAGCUAGGCAUGUGGUCCUCUGACACGGCUCAGAUAUUUUUUGAAGAUGUCAGAGUGCCCAGGUCACACAUCAUUGGAGAGGAAGGUCAAGGUUUCAUGUACCAGAUGCUACAGUUUCAGGAAGAGAGAUUGUUUGCUACAGCCUGUGCUCUUGUUCCUCUGGAGAAAAUGAUUGCGGAGACCAUCAAGUACACCACGGAGAGGAAGAUAUUUGGUCGGUCAGUAUUGAAUUACCAGGUUGUCCACUUCACAUUGGCCGAACUGUCCACUGAGGUAGAAAUGCUGCGCUCUGCUCUGUACAGAGCUGUGGCACUAUACAUCAAAGGGCAGGAUGUCACCAAGCUGGCCUCCAUGUGUAAACUUAAGGCUGGGCGCCUUCUUCGUGAAGCUUCAGACAAGUGCUUGCAGUACUGGGGAGGGAUGGGCUUUACAGAAGAAGUGCUCAUCAGUCGAAUGUAUAGAGACAUGCGUUUGAUUUCCAUUGGCGCUGGGGCUGACGAGGUCAUGCUGGCCAUUAUUUGUAAACUCAUGAACACCCUGCCUAAGAAAUAAAAUGUUGGACCUGUCAUUUAUUCUCGUUGAGAAACCUUGUUGAUUGGGUGUUAUGUGUUAAACCAGUUUUUCACUGCUCCUGUGACUUAAAUGUAAAAUUUAUUUUUGGUUCAAAAUUGUUAUUGUUUAAAUUUGUUUAUAUUAAUGCACGUCAUAGUACACAUUGAAAUAUGAAAUAUUUAGUUUUUGUGGAAUUUAAUUUCUUUUUUUGACUACUUUUAAUAACUUGGACUUAAACACUCAAAAACUAUUUGUAAAUCUAGUCCUUUCCGUUAAAUUUUUGUAUGCUGUCCUCCAGUGGCGAAGCUAGGAAUUUGCCAUCAAUUUGUUUGGGGCCCCCUGCAUUUUUUGUGUAAUAUUUAAUGUCAAAAACACUCAUUUGAAGGUCCGCCGUAAUUGGGGCUCAGGGGUAUUUUCAAAUUCUCCCCUCCCUUCCCCCAACCUAGCUACACCUCUGCUGUCCUCUUGUGUUGUUAUAUCAACUUUGUUUCAUUGAUGUCAUCAAAUUUAUAAAUAAUAUAGUUUACUGUUUUUGUUUGUUAUUCAAUGAAUCUAUGAGGAAAUUGAUAUGCUUAAUUCUAAAGGCAAGCCUCGCCUCAAGCUAUUUAUGGUCUACAUUUAUUGGCUUCCUUCAGUCAGAAAAAAAUUCAAUGGUAAAACUCCUUGAUCUUUGGUGUGAGAUGAAAGCUUGGGCAUUAGUGAAAAGAAUCUAAAUUGACCACCGGUCGGAAAAUGGUUAAGUCUGCACUGGAUGUGGCAAAAUAUUUAGGUCGCAGCUGGCACUGCGUAGCCAUGUGAAAUACUGCACUCUUUAUUAAUAUAUAUAAUAAAUGUAUGGUCUGAAUGUUGUUACCCACACCAUAUUCCCCUCUCUCUAUGCAGAUGUCGAAUCCAAAGGAGCUAUAAAUAAUUUAUACAGGUUAGCAGUGCUGCAGGUUUUGCCUGAAAUAGUUCUUCUGGAAGCUGCCAAUGGUUCAUAGGCUCCUGCUCAAAUUUGCUCCAGGAGCAUUUCCCAUAUACAUACAUAACUAAGAUUGUUACACAUCAGGACAUGGUGUAGUAGAGUGAAAGUUAACUAUUCUCAGAACGCAGAUUUAGUGCUGUUGCUUUUUUAAUUUGAAACAGAUCAUUGAUAGAGACUUUAAAUAAGUGACAGACAAUCUGUUCUGCAAUUAUUUGUUAACUGUAUUUAAAAAAGAAUUAUCAAUACUAAUAGAUUUUAAGUUUGUAUCACUAAAUAUGAACCAAAAAAUGAGUCUAUGAUUUGUUGGUAAUGCAUUGUUCAGGAUGUGAAAGUAUUGCUUGUUACAUGUUGAUUGAUUUAAUGACAUAAUAAUUGACAAAGUGCCAUAAUGAUGUCAUUUUUUUAUAUUUAUUUAUUUAUAUAUGUCUAAAUCCAAAUGCAAAAUAAAAAAUCUUUCUAAUAUAAAUGAAG
Messenger RNA from Biomphalaria glabrata, 2733 nucleotides. Its product is annotated as probable acyl-CoA dehydrogenase 6. Lineage: Eukaryota; Metazoa; Mollusca; Gastropoda; Planorbidae. The transcript is spliced from 9 exons. Gene Ontology annotation, molecular function: acyl-CoA dehydrogenase activity; flavin adenine dinucleotide binding. Bases 33 to 1298 code for a protein of 421 amino acids. Gene Ontology annotation, biological process: fatty acid beta-oxidation using acyl-CoA dehydrogenase. The record is from RefSeq and is a predicted model, not a curated record.